AUGUUAGGAGGAGCUGCACCAAGAGGGCAUACCCAGGGGCAGAUCGUAGAGGGGCGAGAGGGGGAGCCUUGGGGAGCCAGUGGAGGAGAAUUUGGUGUUGCUCAAUCAAAAGUCUCGGCGAAUGUGUGCCAGAGUAUUCAGAAUAGCGAGCACCAACUUCGGAUACAGAAUAGCGAGCACCAACUUCGGAUACAGAAUAGCGAGCACCAACUUCGGAUACAGAAUGGCGAGCACCAACUUCGGAUACAGAAUAACGAGCACCAACUUCGGAUACAGAAUAGCGAGCACCAACUUCGGAUACAGAAUGGCGAGCACCAACUUCGGAUACAGAAUAGCGAGCACCAACUUCGGAUACAGAAUGGCGAGCACCAACUUCGGAUACAGAAUAGCGAGCACCAACUUCGGAUACAGAAUAGCGAGCACCAACUUCGGAUACAGAAUAGCGAGCACCAACUUCGGAUACAGAAUGGCGAGCACCAACUUCGGAUACAGAAUGGCGAGCACCAACUUCGGAUACAGAAUAGCGAGCACCAACUUCGGAUACAGAAUAGCGAGCACCAACUUCGGAUACAGAAUAGCGAGCACCAACUUCGGAUACAGAAUAGCGAGCACCAACUUCGGAUACAGAAUGGCGAGCACCAACUUCGGAUACAGAAUGGCGAGCACCAACUUCGGAUACAGAAUGGCGAGCACCAACUUCGGAUACAGAAUAGCGAGCACCAACUUCGGAUACAGAAUGGCGAGCACCAACUUCGAAUACAGCAUAGCGAGCACCAACUUCGGAUACAGAAUAGCAAGUACCAACUUCGGAUACAGAAUGGCGAGUACCAACUUCGGAUACAGAAUGGCGAGUACCAACUUCGGAUACAGAAUGGCGAGUACCAACUUCGGAUACAGAAUAGCGAGCACCAACUUCGGAUACAGAAUAGCGAGCACCAACUUCGGAUACAGAAUAGCGAGCACCAACUUCGGAUACAGAAUAGCGAGCACCAACUUCGGAUACAGAAUGGCGAGUACCAACUUCGGAUACAGAAUAGCGAGCACCAACUUCGGAUACAGAAUAGCGAGCACCAACUUCGGAUACAGAAUAGCGAGCACCAACUUCGGAUACAGAAUAGCGAGCACCAACUUCGGAUACAGAAUAGCGAGCACCAACUUCGGAUACAGAAUGGCGAGCACCAACUUCGGAUACAGAAUAGCGAGCACCAACUUCGGAUACAGAAUAGCGAGCACCAACUUCGGAUACAGAAUAGCGAGCACCAACUUCGGAUACAGAAUAGCGAGCACCAACUUCGGAAGACUAUAACCUCUUCUGGCUUCAAAUUUAAUUGCAAUUCCUUUUAUUACAGAUAUAAAAUGUAA
Molecule: messenger RNA, 1362 nt
Organism: Pecten maximus
Lineage: Eukaryota; Metazoa; Mollusca; Bivalvia; Pectinida; Pectinidae
Exons: 2
Coding region: 1-1362 (453 amino acids)
Source: RefSeq, a predicted model, not a curated record